UAAAAGCAAAAUAUCAUCAAACCUUCCUACCUAGUAUAUAUAUAUUAUAUGAUGUGAAAAUAUAAUUUUUUCUUUCUCUCCGUAAAUACAUCGUAAAUCUAUAUACGCAGAACAUAGGCAAAAUCAUCUUAUUAAUUAAAAAUUCGUAUAAUUCACUGAUAAGGAAUUAACCGGAAAAAUGGGAUUCCGUGAAAACGAUUCGAAAUUACUAGCAGCAAAAAAAUCAAUAUUCAGGAGAGAGAGUCAUUCAUCCUUGAUCUCAACCAAAUUCAAGUCGUAUAAUAUUCCAGGAACUAUAGUAUUAAUUUGGGGUAUAACAAUGAUGUUGAUCACGUCUCCCGUAUACGCUCAUAUCAGGUUAACUUAUCCUCCUGCCAGAUCGUAUCAAUUCGAUUUUUUAGAUAACGUUAGAACAUCUGGCCCAUGUGGAAUCCCUACAAAAAUAGGUCCUACCACAAAUAUUUUACCCGGUUCAACUUUCGAUAUAACAUGGCACUUGGGUUACCCGCAUAAAGGUGGAUUUAGGAUCGAAUUGAUAAAUUCUAAAGAUGAAGUGAUCAUGGUCUUAGCUCCUAACUCAUCAAAUAUAACUUUUGCAGAAACCGGAGAUGCUACUGUCCAAAAACAACAAGUGACCAUUCCUUCCAUUUUAACAUGCGAAAAUUGUUUUAUUCGUUUGCUCCGACAAGCUAAAGAAUGGUCGGCUGGCUCAAAUGGAUAUCUAUUUUGGAGUUGCGCUGAUGUUAAUAUUAUGCCAGGAUUGGAUCCCUGCAAACCAAAUGGAGUUUCCAGAUAUGGCAAUUGCGAAUGCAACAAAAAUUUUAUGGGAAUAUUUUGCGAAAAUCAGAAUGAUUGCGAUACAGACGCGGAUUGUAAUAACAAUGGUAAAUGUAUCGACAUAAAUGCCACCACGUUCCCCACCAAAGUUUGUUUUUGUAAAUGGGGAUUCUUGGAUAAGGAUUGUUCUAGAAAAUCAUCGAUAGACUCGUGGGAUUUUGAUCCGAUCUUGUAUAACGUUAGAGAUCUUGCAACACAACCCGGAAGUGAAUACAAAUUAUAUUGGAGAAUUUUAAACGAGAGCAAUGAAAUCGAAAUGGUGCUACAAGCUAAUUCUACCAAUUGGUUAGGGAUUGGAUGGAGGCCCAACAAUUUAAGAUCAAAAUGCCAACAUUAUCCUAUAAAUCUUGAAAGAGGUGGUAAUCCCAUAUACCCCAAACUUAUAAAUUAUCCCGCUUAUGAUAUACCAGUUAGCGAAAAUCGACCAUCGAGCGAACCAAAUAAGAAUAGGCCACUCCCUGAAAUAGCUAAAUUAGGGGAGGACGAACAAUUGCUGGAAACUAGAUUUCCGUUGACGCCAUUACGCGAGGGAGAAGAAGUCCCUGCAGACAAAAAUAUAACUUUAAGAAAUACACCUCUAUCUGAAGGUGAACCUUCAAUCAGUGAACCAAUUCCAAAAAUUGGAAAUAAUAUCGUGCCAAAAAGUGAGAUCGCUGCAACGAAAAAUUUACCGACUUCUGAAGGCAAACCGCUUCCAGAGGGAGAACUAGUUUCAACUAAAAUGUCCGAGCGUAAUAAAGCGUCGAUCGGUGAGCCUAUACCUAAACCCGAAGGUGAAGCAACGGCAAAGACACAUCUCUUACCCCUUAACACACCAAAAUUGGAGCCCCCUCAAUCAGAAACAGUAAGGGCCGCUAUACAGAACGAUAAAGACAUUCGUAAAAAUUUUAACACCAUUCCCAAGUCAUUCACCAUAAUAAAUUCGACCAAUAACACUCUAUAUUUAAUUCCGUCUCAUAGAAAAAAAAGACAGCUAAGUGACACGAGUACGACAUUAUCAUUCGUUACAUUUCCGACCACUCUCAUCAGCGCAUUUAUAACUUCCUCUUCCUUGACUAUGGGUCCGAAUAAAAAGGUUUUGGAUAUAGCGCGCAUUAUGACUGCUAUAAAAUCGAAAGAUCCAGUCGGUGAUAAAAACCUAGGAACGGUUCCUAUUUCUGAGAGUAUUAAUAAUGGAAAUAAUAUAUUGAGGGCAAAUAAUAAGAGAACUACCCCUAAACAAAUCAAUUCGAAAUAUUAUUUUUUAUUCACUACGGUGAAUAAUACGCGAGUGAAAAUAAUAACGACACCACCGCCUCUAAUUAACACGAGUGGAAUUCCCAUUCCCCUAUCGGAAGGUGACAGUGAUAAUUUGCAGAAAUUUAAUUUUGGAUCAGCUAACGUUACAGCCUACACUAAUAAACAAACGUCCGAUUUAAUAGUGCUAACUAAAUUAAAUUCCGCCAUUCCUUCAUCCGAGACCUCUCCCGCUGUAUCAGUGGCGGAAGUAAUUCCAAAGGCGGAGGCUAAGCCAGAAACUAUUAGUGAACCGAUUAAUAAAAAUGCACCCGGUAUAUCAGUGGCAGAAGUAAUUCCAAAGGCGGAAGCUAAGCCAGAAACUAUUAGUGAACCGAUUAGUGAAAAGGCCAUCCCGCAAUCUGAAAGUAUCUUAUCUAAAACUCCACCUGUAAAGAAUAUUCCAGUGUCCGAGGAAGAUCUCGAUAAUAUCGCUACUAAGGGUAAUCCAAUUCACCCUAUGGAUUGCAUGGAUAUGGUUAUAGGUAUGGCGCGAGAUUAUUAUUUUAGAAUAGAUGAUUAUUAUUCUAGAGACAGGUCCACACCUAUGCUAGACACCGUAUUUGGUGGAAGAAAUGAUAUUACAGGAGCUAUGGGUUACGAAAAAGAUGGGCAAACAACCAUAUUAUUUCGCAAAAAAUUGAAAUCCUCUGACUUAGCCGAUCACAGUAUCAUAGACGACCUUAUGCACGUAUCCUGGGCUAAAGGUCAAAAUAUAAAGGCUCCUUAUCACAACCCUCAUUCAGGAAUUGAGCAGGGUAGCGCAAAUGAUAAAAUGUUUUAUCGCGACGAUGAACUUAAAUAUCACGGCACUAAUGGAAAUCAAAGAGGGUCGCAAACGUUCAAUUUUUAUGAUAAACUUCCAUCGAUAAAAAGCCCAACUUCCGUCAUAUUACCUAGUCAUGUCCCAUUAAACGGGUCCUCUUCAUCGAGUCUAAACGCCAGUAGUAAUAUCAAUAAAUGCGAUAUAACGGAAUGGAAAUAUCCCAAAGAUUGUGUAGAGGAUGAAUGCGUAUACAAGGCCACUUGGAUUUACGAACCGGAAACGGAUAAAAUAGCGUUCACCAUUAAAUCCAAAGCCUCCAUCACAAAAUGGACAGGUAUUGGAUUUUCCAAGGGCCGUGUAAUGCCUAACUCUGACGUUAUAUUCGGCUGGGUCACUGCUGAAGGAAAAGUCGUUGUGUUUGACGGAUGGGCUGAAGGAAAAAGAGAACCUAUCAAAGAUGUUCAGCAAGAUUUAAGUGACAUAGAAGGCGGAUACGCUAAUAAUACAAUCACAUUGAAAUUCAAACGUAAAAGAAACACGGGAGAUUUGAUUCAUGAUAUUCAAUUUACGGAUUCACAAUGCAAUUAUAUCUUUUUCCCAUAUUCUGCUGGUGAAUGGAAAGAAGAUAACGCUAUUACAAAACACGAAAGUAACCCCUUUGUCACUGCGGAACCAAUUUGCGUUAGAAAUUGCCUCAGUAGUCUCAAUAAAACCGACACACCUAAUCUAGUCACCACGACAAAUAACCUAAGCGACAAGACAGGGGCGGCUUUUAACAUGUCUUUCAUAUCGCCGAUGGAUUGGAACGAAAACUUAGUCGACCCUAGAAAUCCUGAUUAUCAACUUUUAGCCAAUCGAAUACGUGUGAACGUCAGAGAUUCUCUGAAGCAAAUACCGGAAUUUCGAGAUUUUCAAGUGACCAAAUUAAGUAAAGGUAGCAUUAUGGUGGACUCCAAAUUCGCGAUACUUGGCGAUAACCCAGAAACUGCCAAAAAAAUUAAAGAAACUUUGAUAAUGUCAGCUUCAAAGGGAAGGAUAGGUGAUAUUGAAGUAGCUCCAAGCUCACUCAAUUUUAAUUCUAUAGGUUGCUAUGCCCAAGAAAAUUUUUACAACUCGGGUGACAAAUUUUACCUUUCCAACCCUGCUUACGAUGUAUGCCACAGUUGUGUUUGUCAAACAAAUCAAAGCUCCACCUGCGAGAGAGCUCCAUGUCCGAGCCCUAUGGAUAUCAUCAGAUCCUUAAAUCCACCAUCAUCUACAUUCGAUGAUAUAUCUAAUAAUAAAAACCCUAACUCAGCGCCGAGCACUGGAAUAUCCUCAAGUAAGUUUAUCAUACGGGGUUGUCUUAUAUCUCUCUUCAUAUUCAAACUCCUUUUUUAGGCCUUGAAAAAAUGUUUUAUUUUCUAAUAAAAUA
Messenger RNA from Gordionus sp. m RMFG-2023, 4292 nucleotides. RefSeq lists its product as uncharacterized. Lineage: Eukaryota; Metazoa; Nematomorpha; Gordioida; Chordodea; Parachordodidae. The record is from RefSeq and is a predicted model, not a curated record. The transcript has 19 exons. Bases 179 to 4258 code for a protein of 1359 amino acids.